AUGAAGACAGUGCCGAGGCCUUCACCACAGCCUCAGUCACAGCCAUCGAGGGGAGGUGCGAGGCCACAGGUGGCGGGUCGGGUGUACGCUGUCACUAGUGCCGAGGCAGCUAGAUCAGGUAACCUCAUCAUCGGGUCUUGUGUGAUAGCUGGUAGGAGCUUGCAUGUUCUAGUGGUGGAAUUGGGUCUUCCGGUGAAGGAGCUCCAGUAUGACCUGGUGGUGUCCACACCUGCUUCUGGGUUGGUCAGAACCUCGACCGUGUGUGCUAGGUGCAAGAUCGAGGUUGAGGGGCAUGAGUACAGGGUGGACAAGGCAAUAAAGGAAGGGUCUCAAUGCUUCUUGAUUCUGACUCAGUUAUCCGUGGAGACUGAGGAUGGACCCAUGGAGGCGCCUGUAGUGGGGGAUUUCUUAGAUGUGUUUCCUGAGGAUGUGCCUGGCCUACCCCCUACUAGGGAGAUAGAGUUCUCCAUUGACCUGGUGCCAGGAGUAGGGCCAGUGUCCAUAGCACCCUACAGAAUGGCUCCUGCUGAGCUAGUGGAGUUGAAGAAACAGAUUGAAGAGCUACUAGAAAAAUAG
Molecule: messenger RNA, 576 nt
Organism: Vigna unguiculata (cowpea)
Lineage: Eukaryota; Viridiplantae; Streptophyta; Magnoliopsida; Fabales; Fabaceae
Source: RefSeq, a predicted model, not a curated record